Cololabis saira (Pacific saury) is the source of this 3535-nucleotide messenger RNA. RefSeq names its product kelch-like family member 22 (gene klhl22). The record is from RefSeq and is a predicted model, not a curated record. Gene Ontology annotation, molecular function: protein binding. Gene Ontology annotation, biological process: proteasome-mediated ubiquitin-dependent protein catabolic process; positive regulation of TORC1 signaling; protein monoubiquitination. NCBI's taxonomy places the organism in Eukaryota, Metazoa, Chordata, Actinopteri, Beloniformes, Belonidae. The transcript is spliced from 8 exons. Gene Ontology annotation, cellular component: polar microtubule; nucleus; mitotic spindle. Bases 328 to 2229 code for a protein of 633 amino acids.
ACACCUGACACCAAAAGUAAACAGACUUGUUUUGAUCCUGUCAAAAAUCAGGCCGCUCUUUGGUCACAUUAUCAGUGGAGGUUUAGCUUUCCCCGAGCCGUUUGAUCGGGGAAUCAAAUGCUUUGAUUUCGACGACCUUGUGGAAUGUGUCGUUUUUUUUAAACGUCUUGAGGCGUUUUUUUUUAUUGCUGUGCUGCUAACCAGCUAGCCAGCUCUUAAGAUUGCAUAACAGUAAAAGGCUGACGACUUUCCAGCAGCUACAACGCAAAAACGAACGAACGAACAACCAAAGCUGUGCAGCAUGUUGGUGCUGGGCCGGUGGGAGCGAUGAAAGCUGAAGGACAGUGUGUUGCCGUCAUGGCGGAGGCUGCAGCCCCGGGUCCGGGGAGAGGCUGCCCGGGCAGACGGACCUUCAGGAGCUCCGAGCACGUCCGCAGCCUGGUGGACGGCCUGCUGGCUCUCCGGCAGGAGGGCAUCCUGUUUGACGUGGUGCUGGUGGUGGAGGGUCGACACAUCCACGCCCACCGCAUCCUCCUGGCAGCCUCCUGUCAUUACUUCAGGGGGAUGUUUGCAGGAGGCCUCCGUGAGACGCAGCAGAAGGAGAUUCCCAUUCAUGGAGUCUCCUACAUGGCUAUGAAAAAGAUACUGGACUACAUCUACACUUCAGAGAUCGAGUUAGACCUGGACUGUGUUCAAGAAGUCCUGAUUGCUGCCACUCUGGUACAGCUUGAAAAUGUAAUUGGCUUCUGCUGCGACUUCCUGUUCUCCUGGCUGGACGACAGCAACAUUAUCGAGGUGUAUCACCUGGCCGAUCUCUACGGACUGGAGCAGCUUAAAGCCAUGGUCCACUCCUACAUCCUCAGGAACAUUGAGACCUUGUCCAGGACAGAAAUGUACCGCCGGCUCCCCCCGGAGGAAGUGUUCCGAGCUCUGAGCAGCAACGAGCUCCAGGUGACCAGUGAGAAUGAAGUGUACGAGGCCGCGCUUCACUAUCACUACAGUCCAGAGGAGGUGGAGACCGACCAGGUGUACCUGCAGGUCAGUGCAAAGGACAACCUGAAGAUGCUCGAUGCCGUGCGUUUCUGCCUGAUUGAGAAACAAGUGCUGCAGAGACUGCACGGCAGACUGAGCCAGUGUCCGCUCAAGGACUCGGUUUCAGCCGCCCUGCGCUACCAUGAGCAGGAGCUGCAGCAGCCGGUCCUGCAGAGUCCUCUCACGCAGCCGCGCUCCACCUUCCACUGCAUCCUCGGCUUCGGGGGGAUGUUCAGCUCCAGCUCCCUCUCAGAUGGCGAGUGCUUCUUUCAGCUGUUCCACCCGAGCUGGGGCGAAUGGAGAACCCUCUGUGAGCCCCACGGGCCCCGAAUGUCCAACCAGGGUGUCGCUGUGCUCAAUAACUUUGUUUAUCUUAUUGGAGGGGAUAAAAAUACCAGUGGAUUUCGUGCAGAGAACCGGUGCUGGAGGUACGACCCCCGUCACAACAGCUGGUGCUCCAUCCAGCCUCUGCAGCUGCAGCAUGCCGACCACUGCGUCUGCGUGGUGGGAGGACACAUCUACGCCAUCGCAGGCCGCGAUUACAGCAACGAGCUGGACUCCGUGGAGCGCUACGACCCGCACACCAACACCUGGGAGUUUAUGUCGCCUCUGAAGAGAGAAGUGUACGCGCAUGCUGGAGCAGUGGUGGAUGGGAAGAUUUAUGUCACAUGUGGCCGUCGAGGAAUAGCAUACCUGAAGGAGACCUACUGUUUUGACCCCGCAGCCAAUGAAUGGACGACGUGCGCGGAGGGCCCGGUGGAGCGGGCGUGGCACGGCAUGGCUGCAGCUAAUGGACACGUGUAUGUUAUCGGGGGUAGCAAUCAUGAGCGUGGAUAUCGCCGCGAUGUCCUGAAGGUGGCGUGCUUCAAUCCUGCAGUCAAUUGUUGGUCUUUACUGGCCCCCCUCCCCGCCGGACACGGAGAGCCCGGCGUGGCCGUGCUGGACGGUCGUAUCUACAUCCUGGGAGGACGCUCGCACGACAAGGGCAACAGGAUGAAAUACAUUCACGUGUACAACCCCGGUUCAGACGAGUGGGAAAGUGAGAUGGAGUUUAAAGAGCGCGUGUCCGGCCUGGCGGCCUGCGUGGCGCUCAUGCCCCCCGCUGUGAUCACACAGGCCAAAAGCUGGGAGCAGCGCACUAAGGCAUCAUGGGAAGAUUUGGACAUGGACAACUCGGAGGACUCGAGUGAGGACUGAAUCAAUCGGCCGUGCACUUUUCUGAUCGAGCACAUUGACCUCGACGUUGCCUGCUUGUGUGUGUGUGUGUGUGUAAAUGACAGCUCAGCGUCCUUUUUUCCAUGUUGACCACUUCCAGUGCCUCGGUGGGAUUCCGGACCUUUUGCACACUUGUCUCUCACUCUCACGCCGUCCACGACUGCCUGACUGCUCAAACGCGAGUGCUGCAGUUUGUAGUCGUUUUCCCUUUUUCUUCCUAUUUGUACGUGAGCCGGAGCGUUGGGGACGACCCGGUACCCUGGACGAGGAAAGACUUUCAACACGGGGGGUUUCACAGACUACUGACAUCGCUCCAAACCAGUCAAUAACCACGUCCCUAAAACGUUAACCUGUGCCUUGUUUUGUGGUCACACCAUGAACUGGUGUUUUAUGAUUUAGACCAGGGGUCGGCAACCCACGGCUCUAGAGCCGCAUGUGGCUCUUUAGCGCCGCCCUAGUGGCUCCCUGGAGCUUUUUCAAAAAUGUUUGACCUUUUUUUUCCUUUUUUUCUUUUUUCCUCUUUUUUUCUUCCUUUUUCCUUUCUUUUUUAAUCUCGACAUUUCAACUUUUUUCUCGACAUUUCGACUUUUUUCUCGAAAUUUUGACUUUUUUCUCUAAAUUUCGACUUUUUUCUCAACAUUUCGACUUUUUUCUCAACAUUUCGACUUUUUUCUCAACAUUUCAACUUUUUUCUCGACAUUUUGACUUUUUUCUCGAAAUUUUGACUAUUUCCUCAACAUUUCGCCUUUCGCCACUUGCCUUCAUUCUAAGGCUGAUACAAGACUUUUCAUUUUUUAUGGAUCCAGACAUAUUUGUUUUUUGUGUUUUUGGUCCAAUUCUCUUUCAACAUUUUGGGUUACCGACCCCUGAUUUAGACAAUGAGCCUCAGGUCAUAAAAUAGUUUCAUGUUUGUGGUUAAAUGAUGGCGGAAAGUGGCACGACACUGUGCAGUUCAGGUGAUGCAGUGUCGCAGUUUUUGUGAAUGACAUAUGAAUAAUAGACGUUUAUCUGUUAUUUGUGUAAUGAAAACCAAAUCACUGUUGCUCUUGUGUGUGUGUAAAUGAAGGAAAGUCCCGGAGUGUCCCCGGUCGCUGCACCGGGCGUCGCACUCGUGCUUCAUUCAUGCAGGCAGAAAGGGGACAGACUUCACCACUAUGCAUUCUGUUUAAAACAAAGUACACACGUUUUUUCUCGUGGUUUAACAUGACAGAUUUGUCUUGGAAAAAAAACAGUUUAUCGAUUUCACUCUCACAUGUUCUUUAAGUUAAAUAAAAAUAGUAAUAAUUUA